AUGGCGUUCUAUACGCCCAUCGCACCUCCAACACCGCGUAUUAUCGUGACCGAUCACGCCGACAACAUCAACACCGUCCACGUGCCAUGGAACCGCAACCUCUUAGCCGCGCUAUGGAUCUCGCAGUUGCUCUUCCUAUUAUUCGGACUAGCUGUCUUGCCGUAUGAAUUUUACGGUAUCAUAUCAAUUCAAGAAAUUCUCAUUGGCAUAAUGGCACUAGGAAACGUCGUCCUGAUGUCCACGCCUCUGAUUGAAGCCCAUCACUACGCAACCGGUAACUUGGCUCCGCAAUUCUUCCACAAGUUGCAGGGGUACAAGGCCAAAUGGGUUGCGGGGAGCUUGGUUGUUAUCGUGCUUACCCAGGCGGGGAAUAAGUAUAAGAGUGUUUGGGGUGUGCUUUGGGCUAUUGUUGCUGAUGUGCUUUAUUCAUUACCGUUCGUGGCUGGUAUGUUGUACGCCAAGGAGAUGUUGAAGGAACCGAUUGCGAGUAAAGAUGGAGCUGAAGAUGUGGAGAGCGGAAGUGUACGACUGGGAUAA
Molecule: messenger RNA, 537 nt
Organism: Cadophora gregata
Lineage: Eukaryota; Fungi; Ascomycota; Leotiomycetes; Helotiales; Ploettnerulaceae
Exons: 3
Coding region: 1-537 (178 amino acids)
Source: RefSeq, a predicted model, not a curated record